AUGUACUGGUCCAGAUACGCGUACCGGACACAGUUGGGCCAGAUUGGAUACGGCUCAGUGCCUCAGCCCCGCCGGGGUGGGAGCGCCGGGCAGGGCGGCGGCGGGCGCGAGGGUACUGAGGCGGCCUCCGCAGCGGGCACACCGGGGAUCUCGACGAGCGUGGAGGGGUCGCGCGGCAGUCGGUGGGGGCGCGGCUGCCUCCUCGAGCCUCGUCGCCAUGGACUCGCCGACGCCCCCCCGGACCACCUCCCAGAAGCUCUUCCUAGUCCUGGCCCCACCGCCGAUGCCGGCGCCCCGCGGGAGGUCGUAGGGGAAGGCGAGGACGGCGAGCCCCGUGGUGACGAGCAGCGCGCAGGGGAGGAGGUAGGUGACGCGCCGGUGACAGGGAGCCCAUGGCAGAUGGGAUUUGGGGGAGAGAAGAAGAACGAACAAAUUGGGGAGGCCGGGAGGGCGUGA
Messenger RNA from Panicum virgatum (switchgrass), 456 nucleotides. Its product is annotated as putative cuticle collagen 91. NCBI's taxonomy places the organism in Eukaryota, Viridiplantae, Streptophyta, Magnoliopsida, Poales, Poaceae. The transcript has a single exon. The coding region runs from base 1 to 456 and encodes 151 amino acids. The record is from RefSeq and is a predicted model, not a curated record.